This is a messenger RNA of Trifolium pratense (red clover), 2845 nucleotides long. RefSeq names its product probable methyltransferase PMT3. The record is from RefSeq and is a predicted model, not a curated record. NCBI's taxonomy places the organism in Eukaryota, Viridiplantae, Streptophyta, Magnoliopsida, Fabales, Fabaceae. Gene Ontology annotation, cellular component: cytoplasm; trans-Golgi network; endosome. Bases 598 to 2472 code for a protein of 624 amino acids. Gene Ontology annotation, molecular function: methyltransferase activity. The transcript is spliced from 8 exons.
UGGAAAACGCGGUGAUAUUCCAUUCAAUUCCCAUUUCAACUGUCUGUAAGUGUGUUAAGUGUAAAAGCACUUUCUCCAAUUGGAAUCGCGGUGGUAACUUAACUUCCAACAACACUGACACUCAUCACACUCACAUUAAUUAAUUAAUUAAUCAAUCUAUAUUAGUAUUACUAUAAUAUUUCACUAUAAAAGUUGCUACCUUAAUCACAGGUCAAUUUGCUCUUUGUCGACACUUUGCAACUGUUGUUACACACUUUUAAGUUGGAAAACACACCACCUUAAAAUUCACACCGUCGGUUCCACUGUCUGUCUUACACACAUAACUAUAUCCAAAGAUCUCAUCACCCACUUCUUCUUUUAGUUAAAGCUUUUCCUUUUCUUAUACCCAAUUGGAUUCUCAUCUUAACCCAAUUAAUCAUUAAGUGAUUAAUCCUUCUUUGAAACAUAAUUCUGAUUUGAAUUAUUGGUGUUGGACGAUAAGUUGGGUUUUGGAUUGUGGAUUUGACUUUGAAUGUCUGGCGAAGCAAGAUCCUUUUAGUUCAUAACUGAACACUGAAAGUUGGAACUUGGAUCUGUAUUGUUUUCAAGUUUCAACUAAUGUCGAGGGGAAGAUCUGAUGGAUCACAAAAGAAGCGCAUAUUUGCUUCCAUCUUUGUCGUGGCAAUAGUUAUUGGUUUUCUGUAUGUGUAUGGUGGAUCCAUCUUUGGUUCUCAAAACAGUGGUUCAUCUGCACUAGAGUAUGGAAAAUCGUUGAAGAGACUUGGCUCGUCAUAUUUGGGUGCGGAUGAUGACAAUGAUGGCAAGCAAGAUGACUCUUCAUCAAGUUUCGGGCAGGGAGAUGUUGAGGACAAUAUUGUUCCAAAGAGUUUCCCUGUUUGUGAUGAUCGUCAUUCAGAGUUGAUUCCCUGCUUAGAUAGACACCUUAUCUAUCAACUGCGGAUGAAAUUGGACUUGUCUGUGAUGGAACACUAUGAGAGACAUUGUCCUCCUGCAGAAAGGCGCUACAAUUGCUUGAUUCCACCUCCAUCAGGAUACAAGGUCCCUGUUAAGUGGCCAAAAAGCAGAGAUGAGGUGUGGAGAGCAAAUAUCCCGCAUACUCACCUUGCACAUGAGAAAUCUGACCAGAACUGGAUGGUUGAAAAAGGUGAAAAAAUAGUGUUUCCUGGAGGCGGGACUCAUUUUCACUAUGGAGCUGAUAAGUACAUUGCAUCAAUGGCAAAUAUGCUUAACUUUUCGAACAAUAAUCUAAACAACGAAGGAAGAUUGCGGACAGUUCUUGAUGUUGGCUGUGGUGUUGCAAGUUUUGGAGGAUACCUUCUUUCUUCUGAUAUCAUUACAAUGUCCUUGGCACCAAAUGACGUGCAUCAAAAUCAAAUCCAAUUUGCCCUAGAAAGAGGAAUUCCUGCAUAUCUUGGUAUCUUGGGAACUAAGAGACUCCCUUACCCAAGCAGAUCUUUUGAACUUGCUCAUUGUUCUCGUUGUCGAAUUGAUUGGCUUCAGAGGGAUGGAAUACUACUUCUUGAACUAGACCGGUUGCUCAGGCCGGGAGGUUAUUUCGCAUACUCAUCUCCAGAAGCUUAUGCUCAGGAUGAAGAGAAUCUAAGGAUAUGGAAAGAAAUGAGUGAUCUUGUGGGGCGUAUGUGUUGGACAAUAGCUUCAAAAAGGAACCAAACUGUCAUCUGGCAAAAACCUUUGACAAAUGACUGCUAUAAAGAAAGAGAACCCGGUACUCGCCCUCCUCUUUGCCAGUCUGAUGCAGAUCCCGAUGCAGUUUGGGGAGUAAAUAUGGAAGCUUGCAUAACACCUUACAGUGACCAUGUCAACAAAGCUAAAGGUAGUGGCUUAGCUCCAUGGCCUGCAAGAUUGACUAGUCCUCCUCCUAGAUUAGCUGACUUCGGCUAUUCAAAUGAAAUGUUUGAAAAGGAUACGGAACUAUGGCGAGAGAGAGUUGAUAAAUACUGGAGUCUCAUGAGUAAAAAAAUCAAAUCAAACACGUUGAGGAAUAUUAUGGAUAUGAAAGCAAACAUGGGUUCAUUUGGAGCUGCUCUUAAAGAUAAAGAUGUUUGGGCGAUGAAUGUUGUAGCUCAGGAUGGACCAAACACACUAAAAAUUAUAUAUGACAGAGGCCUCAUAGGCGCCACUCAUGACUGGUGUGAAGCAUUUUCAACAUACCCUCGGACUUACGAUUUACUCCAUGCAUGGACCAUCUUGUCUGACGUUGCAAAGAAAGAUUGCAGUCCGGAGGAUCUAUUAAUUGAGAUGGACCGCAUAGUCAGGCCAACCGGUUUUAUAAUCUUCCGUGAUAAACAGCCAAUGAUUGAUUUUGUGAAGAAGUACCUAACUGCUUUGCAUUGGGAAGCAGUUGCAACUGCGGAUUCAAGUUCUGACUCUGUUCAGGAUGGUGAUGAAAUUGUUUUUAUCAUCCAAAAGAAAUUGUGGCUAACUACUGAAAGCUUCAGGGAUACUGAAUGAAUAUAGAACAAACAACCAUUGCAUAAUUUGCAUUUUCAUUUUGUUUAAUAUAUUAUCUUCUGCUGCAAGGGAAUCAAAGCACUUCCCAAGUGGUGAAGCUGUAAGCAACUUUACAUAAUGUUUUACUUUCAUAGUUUCAUUCUAUUUCCUUUUGAUUUUCAUUUUUGGGGUAAUGAUUCAACUUAUUAUUAAGACAAAAGGCAUCAAGCUUUUAUAGGCUAUUCAAAAUUUUGUUGCCUGCAUUUGGGUAUUAUGUAAGCUGGUUCAAUAAUCAAGGCAUAGUAGUUGACUAAAUGAUUAAAGUAUAGACAAAGGACUUAUAAUUUAUGUAAUGAUUAAUAUUUAUGUAAUGUAAUAGUUACAUAUUUGUGCA